AUGAAGACAUCGUUUGCGAUGCCGUCGACUCUCACCACUUGUUUCGCACUCAACGCUCUGCUCCUCUCAAUCGCCGCUUUCUUCGGUAAUUAUCUCAUCGUUUUUGUUGGCCAUCACUUCCCGUAUCACGUGAUUCAUUGUCUUCUUCCUCCUUCAGAAACGAUUGCAAUCAAUGCCACGAACUGUUCGGUCGGUGUCUUAACGGACGGCGAGUGUCCGAAGGGCUGGAUAUGCGCCGAGUGGUGGUCCGGAGCCGUCGUCGGGCGCUGUCUCUGUCACGACUCGUGUCCACCAAAUCAGACAAUCGUCUCCACCAUAAGACCGCUUCCCAUCUAUUCGGACGACGAUAACAAUGGCGACAGCAAUAGCCGUUCAGUCAUAAUCUUGAGUGUGUUUGGAGUCGUGAUAUCAGCGAUGAUGGCAUUCAUGGCCUACUAUAUGGGUGUCCGGAAAGGCAUGUUUCGCGAGAUAUGGCGCCGGGCUUUCACUCCACAGCAGAUGGAACACCAACUCCUCGACAGGAGUCCACACAUCGAUGAUAAUAACGACUCCGAAGCCAUCGCUUGAAUCAAUACUUUCAAUAAUAAUCGAUGGAUAGUUUUUUGAUAGAUUUAUGGAUCAAUUGCUUAAAAUUAUUUAGUUUUAAAUAAUAGUCAAAAUAUAAGAGAUUUUUUAAAUACAAUUGUAAAUUAAAUUAUAUUAUUAGACAAACAACGGCUAUAUUAUAGAGAAAUACGAGUAAUAAGUUUCAAAACUAAAUCAUUGAGCACUAGUCAGUCUUUUUUGACAUCUAUUUGACACAAAAAUAC
Molecule: messenger RNA, 809 nt
Organism: Medioppia subpectinata
Lineage: Eukaryota; Metazoa; Arthropoda; Arachnida; Sarcoptiformes; Oppiidae
Source: the annotation of a GenBank genome assembly